Molecule: messenger RNA, 873 nt
Organism: Cylicocyclus nassatus
Lineage: Eukaryota; Metazoa; Nematoda; Chromadorea; Rhabditida; Strongylidae
Source: the annotation of a GenBank genome assembly
AUGUUACUCCCGUUCUUUGUAUUCUUCCCACUGGUAAAGGCUGUAACAACUUCAGCAAAUGAUAAGCGCUCUUCAGUGAAUGCUACUGUCUCAUUUCACCGUCCCUCCGCCGUCGUCGUAAAUGCUGACAAUUCUCAGACUGCGAAUGUGGUGUACGGUGGACAUAACUUGCGAACCGAUGAAAGUGAAAAAAGAAGUGCGGACGCUGUCAACCGUAAACAUUUUAAAGGGCUUGCAAUCUUUUCUGAUGAUCCAGGUAUCUGGCCAGGAGCGGAAGUUCCAUACGAACUCGUACCAUAUUUGAAUGAUACUCAACGGAGAUACGUACGAUAUGCGAUAAAUGCGUUUAAAAUAAACACAUGCAUAAAAUUCCGGAAGCGAACAGAACGUGAUAUUUACUACUUGUUAAUUACUGCAAUACCCAAGAAAUGGUGUUAUAGCAUCGUCGGUCGGGAUACUUCCUCUCGUUGUCGGACAAAUGAGGGCAAGUUCAUUACUGAAUUAAAUAUGGAUCCUGAAUGCUUUGACGGACCAGCCAUGAUUCAUGAAUUGAUGCAUAGUAUCGGUUUUUAUCACGAACAUCAAAGAGAGGAUCGCGAUCCACUCGUUACUGCAGGACCUCCUGAUCCAAAUCCCGAACGCGAGUAUCAAGAUCGACGACUUACUUACUCGAGAACUGAGGCACAAUACAUGGGGAGUAUUGCCGUGAGAAAGAAUACAGCCCCUAGGGGAAACAACAUGAAUAUCAGGAAUACUUCCGGGGAAAAUAUCAUGAGGAAGUAUAACCCCUGUACUAAUGCUAAGAGGAAUCCGGGAAAUGCAGCAAAGAGGGGUCCCGAAUACUCCCGGGAGAAAUCCAGUAGGGAUGAAUAG